Messenger RNA from Sphaerulina musiva SO2202, 1290 nucleotides. RefSeq names its product FAD/NAD(P)-binding domain-containing protein. Lineage: Eukaryota; Fungi; Ascomycota; Dothideomycetes; Mycosphaerellales; Mycosphaerellaceae. The record is from RefSeq and is a predicted model, not a curated record. Bases 1 to 1290 code for a protein of 429 amino acids. The transcript has a single exon. Gene Ontology annotation, molecular function: NADH dehydrogenase activity.
AUGGCUGCCAAGCAAACGGUCGUGAUCAUAGGCAACGGCUGGGGAGGUUUCACCGUCGCUCACGGCCUCCUCACAUCCAAAUACAAUAUAGCAGUCAUCGCACCCAUUCGAACCAUCCAGUACACUCCCCUCCUCGCCAGUGCAGCAGCUGCGCAUUUCGAUUUCCGUCUCGCAGAAGAACCGGUGCGAAGAAGAAACCGGAUGCCAGAACUCCGCUACCAUAAAGCCAAUGUAGAAGACAUUGACUUUGACAAACGACUGGUAUAUUGUCGACCUGCAAUUGCCAAUAUCGCAGGAAACGAUUUCAGCAACAAAGAUAAAAGUUGUUUCACUGUCAAUUAUGACAAACUGGUCAUCGCACCGGGCUGCAUCAAUCAGACGUUCGGUACACCAGGAGCGUUGGAACAUGCGAAUUUCCUCCGAACCACGAAUGACGCGCGCCUGAUCCAACAGCGGAUACUCGAAAUGUUAGAUGCGGCUUCCGUGCCCGGAUUGACAGAUGCUCAACAGCGGGACAUCCUGCGCAUCAUUAUUGUGGGAGGAGGUCCGAUCGGGAUUGAAGCCGCGGCGGAGCUGUUCGAUCUAUGGAAUGACGACAUGAAGUAUUUGUAUGCGCAUUUGCAAGGGAAAUUCAGUAUUGAAAUCCACGAUGUUGCGGAGAAACUGUUGGGGAGUUUUGAGGGGAAACUGGGAGAGUACGCCGAGGAUAAGUUGAAGAAGAGGGGAAUUGAGAUUCAGACCGAGAGCCAUAUUGAAAAGGUCGAGGCGGACGCCAUCUAUACAAAGGAGCUGGGCCAGAUUCGGUAUGGGUUGUUGUUGUGGGCCACGGGAAAUGGAGCGAACCCGCUCGUGGAGAAGUUGGAAUCUGUCAAGAAGACUGACAAGUUGCCGAGGAUACUUACAGAUAAGAGGUUAAGGGUGUUGCAGAAGGAGAAUGACCAGGUCAUGGAGAACGUGUUUGCCCUGGGGGAUUCGGCGGAUAUCGAUGGGAACUUCCUUCCCAUGUUGGCAGAGGUUGCAGUACAAAAGGCCGAGUGGUUAACGAAGGCUCUCAACGACGAUGGGGGUGAGUCCCCGAAGCCAUUCGAAUACAAGCAAAAGGCGAGUCUGGCAUAUCUCGGAGGACAGGACGGAGUUGCCGAUGGAGAGUGGACGGGACAGUCUGCAUGGCUCGCAUGGAGAAGCGGGAGCAUUUGGCAUUGGCCGCGGAGUUGGAGACGAACGCUGAUGAUCGGCAUCAGCUGGAUUUUCAAUGUGGUCGGAGGUCGGGACAUUGCCAGGAAGUGGUAG